AUGGAUGCUCUAAUUGAAGACUCCUCAAAUCCACGGAUAAUUCCUACCACAAACCAUACUAACCAUGAUAACAUUAACAACAAUAACAUUAAUGGUAAUAAUCAUAUUGUGCUAUCACAGCAAUCUCCGAUAAUCAGUGAAAUUACACCAAGUGUGUCUAUUACUCUCCCUUCACUUAUUCCCAAACAUGAUGACAGUGAUGAACACAGUAAAACUUUAAUUCAUGUGCUACGUUGUAGACACUGUAGCUUUGAGUCCAUUUUAAGAUCACGUUUUGAUAAACAUUUGCCAUGUUCACAAGAAAUGGACAAUUAUCAAUUGUAUACAUGUUCAAUAUGUUCAACGUGUUCAACAUCACAACUAAUCAUGGAUGAACACAGGAAAGUGCAUCAUCCGAAUGAGAGUAAAAAUAUUAUCAUUGAAAGUAUUGAACAAUUUGUGAAAGAAUCAUCAUUAUCAGACGAUGAAGACACACUGAAUUUAUCCCUACAGAAUUCUGUCAAUAAGUCAACUUCCUUGAUACAUAAUCUUAAUCCACAGGGCUGUGUAAACUCUACACAGAACAGUAGUAAUCCUAUAAAGUCUCCAGAAAUGGUAAUGCAGACUAGCGUCAAUGACCUGCAUCCAAAGGGUCUUCCAAAGGGGGACAGUAACAACACUGAUAUGAUGAAUAACAGCCGAUACGCCUCAAUUCAUCCGAAUACCGAAGUGAAUAGUAUCAGUGAAAGUUUGAACUCUAGUCAGUCUUUCAAUUCUGCUAAUAAUUUCUAUGGGAGUAUACGACAAAUGUAUGAAUUUAUGCAAAGUCGUCAGCAGCUAACUGAUCCUUAUGCUAACUUUCACCAGCAACAGCAAGAACAGCGUCAGCACCAAAGGCAGUCAGAACAGAAUUUACAUCAGCCAACAUCCUUGUCAACUCCAUCUCUGCAACCCCAAACACAACAGCAGUACCAGACAUCUCAGAUUAUACCUUUCAAUCCUUCAGACUAUGAUACGAACUUCUUAAAUAUUCUUAACUCACUUACUGGUUUCUCAUCUUAUCAUCAAACCUCAGCUUAUCCACCACUGCAGCAGUCAUCGUUAAAGUUGCCUGAAAUGAAUUCAAAGAAAUCAGAAUCACAAUAUCAACAAUUGAUUCGAUCAUCAGAGUCAAUACAAUGUCAAAUCUGUUGUCAACUGAUAACAGCUGAUCAUGAAAAUACUACUAAAAAUAGUGAUCAUAAUUCAAUUGAAAAUCUUAUUAAACAUUUAACACUUGUGCAUAUGCUACCAUUACCAGUUGUCAUUAAUUAUGUAACAGCUUAUAUGACUGAGAAGGCGUGCGAGAAUAAUUCAAAUGAUAAACCUAGUGGAGUUAAAAAUACUACGAAUACCACUACUACUGUUGCUACGGCUAAUUCCAGUACACCUAUUACUAAUAAUGGUAAUAAUAAUAGUAGUAGUAACAUCAACAGUAAAAUUCAUGAUAACAGUAUACAUCCCCAUCUAGCAGACAAAAUGAACAAUGAACAGUUGUGGAAUCCCGCUUAUUGUGAACAAAACCCUCUGCCAUUCCUAUCAGCUGUUUCAAAUAAAGAAGACAGAUACAAUCAGAAUAGUACAGGUUUGGAAGGCAUUUCUUCUAAAGCAAUGUCUACUGGUACUACACAUGCACAAGAGUCAAGCUUACCAGAUGACCUGAAACUUUGGACAUGUCCACAGUGCAGUUUAAAAUUUACAAAUUUUCAACUAUUCCACAUACAUUUUACACAAGUUCAUAAUACAUCAGAUUUGAAUUUAUUCAACUUUGCUGAAAGUCUUCUGCAUACCUCAUUACAAUUCGGUAAUAAUCCUUUAUUAUCACCACAAAUGAUAUUAUCUGCAAUGAACCAAUCAAAAUCGGUUGGUUCAUUUGAUAGUCGAUCUGCCAUGACUUUGACUAAUUCAUUAGCAAAUAAUAAUGAUAAUUCAACAUUUAAUCCUUCUAGUUGCAAAGAUAACUCUGAUUUACGCAGCAUUAACAGAGUAACAUCGUCAACAAUACGCAGUGAUAUACUAAAGGAGUGCAGUAAGUGGUUUGGCGUUUGUAGUCAAGUGGCUAACGAAACUAUAAAUAGUAAUAGUUGUACCAACAAUACAAAUAAUAGUAAUAAUAAUAUCCCUGAAACAUUUCCAAUGAACAAUUCAACUUUUUCUCAAGCCGACUUAGCAGCAAUUGCAGCUGCGGCAGCUGGAUAUGGAUUUCCUUUACCACAGGGAUUAUCGCUAAAACCUCCGACUACUACUUUAUCAUCACCUACAUCAACACCAACUGGAAUGCUAAACAGCUUUAAUUCAAAGUUAUUCAACUUCCCAACAGCUACAGACAUAAUGAACUCUACUAAUUCACCUGUUGAUUUUAUCAAUACGCUUGGUAAUUCUUGUGAAAAUGCCGGAAUAAAUAUGAAAAAUAACAAUAAUAGUAAUAAUAAGAGUCCAUCUAAUUUAUCAGACAAAAGAAAAUUUAGAGAAUCAUUACAUGGUUAUCCUUCAAAUCUCUUCGAAGCUAAACGUAUGAAAUUUCAAGAACAAAUGUCUACCACGGGAUCAGUACCUUCAAGUCAAGAUCAAAACAAUGCAUUCUGGAAGUUAGGCCAACUGUUCCCACAUCUUCCAAUGUUAUCUUCAUUAUGGCCUUCAUCGUUAGCGUCGAUUGGUGGUGCACCCGAAACCUACGAUACAUCACAAAACCAAACAAAUCACACUAUUGAUUCACUAGAGAAAAGCCAAUCAACCUUCUCAAUGAUACCAUCACGCAGUAACAAUCAGACAGAGGUUGACAAUGAGAUGAAUUCAACACUGUCAUCAAGAAGUCGAGGGAAAAUGAAUUCAUCAUAUUUGAACAAUGGUAAUAAUAAUAAUAAUAAUAGUAAUAAUAAGAAUAAAUCGUCUGGUGAGUUACUCACCUCCAACAACAAUAGCAAUAUUAACAGUAGUACAAAUGAGAAUAAUUUCAAUUGGAAUUCUUUAACAACUUCUACAUCUAUUCAUAAAUCCAUCCCAGGAUUAUGUCCUUCAUCUUCUUCUCUACCUAAUUCGUCUACACUCAACAAAAAAUUGGAUGCUGAUCGAGAUAAUGUUGAUGCCGAUGAUUGUGAUGAAUGUUUAGACAGUAUGAUAACGACAGGUGAAAAUGAACACAUGAGAAAUUCAUCAUCUGAUGAUAUUGAAGACAAUCCAGUCAAACUCACUACUACUAGUAAUAAUAAUAAUAAUAGCACGUAUAAUCCAUCAGUUGAUUCAACUCAUAGUAAUAAUAAUAACAGCAACAGCAAUUUGUCGUGUUCUACACCAGAAUUACAGCCUAGUUCAAUACAUGUUAAUGGUGCUGUACAUAAUACACUAAGAAAAACUCGUUCAGAUAUGAAAGUGAUUCAUAGAUAUUUAAUUCAAGUGAAACAUGAUACACGUGAAAUACAUCAAAUACCUAGUCAUGAAUUAGACAGAUACAUACAAGAUUUUGUACUCACUGCAAAAAAGAAAGAUGGACAUGAAUAUGAACCAGAAUCAUUGAAGGCUUUCGUUCAUUCCUUAGAACGUCAUCUUAAGCAUCAUGAUUAUUCACAUUCAGUUCUAAAAGGCAAUGCAUUUGCUGGAACACGAGCUGUGCUUAAUCAACGUUUAAAUGAAUUACGUGCACUUAGUCGUUCUGGUGUUCCAACGAAUGGAUCAGGUGAUGAUAUAACUAUGAAUGGUAGACCAACAAGUUAUUCUAGAAAAAAUAAUUCAAAUACAAAUGGAUUUACUUCGGCUGAUCUUCUACAAGCAGGUGUUCUUGGCACUGAAAAUCCUCAAGCAAUACUGAAUAGUUUGUGGCUUAUGAACCGAACACAAUUCAAUAUUGGUGGUACACAAAGACAUCGUAAUCUUGUUUGGGGACAAUUCCAGUUGGUGACAGAUGAGAAUGGAAUUAAAGUGAUUAAAUUCACACCUCUGUUUGAAUCAUCUGAAGUACGUUAUUGUCGAGGAUAUGGAGGUACACGUGGUGGAGCAGCUAAUCAUGAUCCUAUGGCUAAAGCUCAACCUCUUAGUUGCACAGGCAGUGCAAAACGUCAACCCCUUCCAUUCAACUGUGUUGAAUUAUUUGAAAUCUAUGCAAAUUUACGACCGCUAGAGGCUCGUGGUGUCUCUGAACCGUUUUAUUUAUGCCCAGAUCCAAGUUGGGAGAAUGGCUGUAGUUGGUUUAAAACAAAUGCAGCUGGAUCACAGCUUUUAUCUCGAAUACCACGCCUGCUUGGACUGAAACCAUCAAAAGAACCAAUUCAGACGUCUGCAUUGAAUUCUAACUCUAUUAAUCAAACGCAUACAUCAAAUUCGCUGAUAAGUCAGCCUAAAGAUUCUGAAAACUCCACAGUAGAAACUUCUAGUCAAAUUAUGUCGAAUCCACCUGGUUAUCGAGAUAAUCAUGCAGCACAAACACCAUACAAUUAUUUUAAUAAUUCCAGUCGUUCAAAUUGCAGUGCAGAUUUUAUCCCACCGAAUUUACUCAACUUCUUCCCUUUCCUCUUCCCACCAACUCCAUCAGCAACAACGGCAACACCAAAUGACAGUUCGACAUCACUGGCAACCGGCGGUAGUCUACCAGUAUAUAAGUCAUUAUUUAAUCCAUCUAUUGCAUUUCCAGAUGUUAUGCAAAGUGUAAAUUCAAGUUUAUUUCAACAGUCCUUGAAACAUAAACUUAUGGACGCUAACGCCCAAAAUAAUUCCAACUUAAUGUUGACAAAAGAGAAUAACAGUAAUAGUAGUUUUCCACAUUCACUACAACAGUUUGAACAUGAACCCUUUUAUAAAACAAAUUUAAUACCAUGCAAGGCUCCCCUGAUGGACCCUGAAGAAGAAGAAGCUCGUGGCAAUGAGGAGGAAACAUCAGUAGCCAUAGAAAAAGAGGAGGGAGAAACCAAUGAAAAUGUUGAAAAGUUGAGUUCACAUGCUUGUUUCUCUCCAGCGUCCGCUGAACCAGAUAUUGAAGAUUUGUGUACAUUAGGUAAUUCGCCUAAAAUGUCUACAGCAGUUAGGGUGGAUUCAGUACAUUCACCGCUUAGUGAGCAUUAUGCAUCUGAUUCACAUAUUUCACAUCAUUCACCAAUGUCAUCAACAUCAUCAUCGCCUUCUUCAUCUUCUCCAUUAGCAGACAGUGAAUCAUUCAGUCAUAAAAGACGAAGCCACCAUCAUCACAAUGACCGACGAAAGGAACAUUCAAAUACAGGAGAAGUUGCAGCCACUUCCUCACCAAUGAGAAUUGUGAAAAAUCAUCACCAAAAUCAUGAAAUAACCAAUGAGUUAAACUAUGCACCAUCGCAUUAUCGUUCUCCUUCAACGUCUUAUGAUAAAGAACAUCAAGAGUUAACACCAUCCAGACUGACAACAUCACCAUCAUCAAUGUCUUUGUCAAUAUCACCAGUGACAACAUCUGCUACCAUGGCAGAUUCAGCAAAAAGCCUUAAAUUAACCCUUUGUAAACUUGGAAGAACAAGUUAUGUCUGA
Trichobilharzia regenti is the source of this 5502-nucleotide messenger RNA. NCBI's taxonomy places the organism in Eukaryota, Metazoa, Platyhelminthes, Trematoda, Strigeidida, Schistosomatidae. The record is from the annotation of a GenBank genome assembly.